Molecule: messenger RNA, 231 nt
Organism: Blastomyces dermatitidis ER-3
Lineage: Eukaryota; Fungi; Ascomycota; Eurotiomycetes; Onygenales; Ajellomycetaceae
Exons: 1
Coding region: 1-231 (76 amino acids)
Source: RefSeq, a predicted model, not a curated record
AUGAUUCAGAACAUUAAGAAGACAGCUCUGCUCUCUGAGUAUAUCAAUCUACUUAUCACUGAGAUGGAAUCUGAGACAGCAGAUCAGGAAAUGCAGGAUUUUGAGACACAGAUUAACCUGGCUGAGAGAGAGCAGCAGAAACUCUUCUCUGAGAAGAUAGUGAAGAGAGAUUUUAAGAUGAUUAUCAUCUCAGAUGAGAAGAAGAAGAAGAAGAAGAAGAAUAAGAAGUGA